Messenger RNA from Sebastes umbrosus (honeycomb rockfish), 773 nucleotides. RefSeq names its product T-cell surface glycoprotein CD3 zeta chain-like. Gene Ontology annotation, molecular function: IgE receptor activity. The transcript has 7 exons. Gene Ontology annotation, biological process: cell surface receptor signaling pathway. Lineage: Eukaryota; Metazoa; Chordata; Actinopteri; Perciformes; Sebastidae. Bases 165 to 560 code for a protein of 131 amino acids. The record is from RefSeq and is a predicted model, not a curated record. Gene Ontology annotation, cellular component: Fc-epsilon receptor I complex.
UGCUUUGAAGCUCACGCGUCUCAGUCCAUUGGCAGGUAGUCAGUUCAGCCACUUCCUCUGAUCACGGAAAAACAAGAGUGAGGCAACGAGAAACAACCAAGAGAGAAAGAAAGAAAAGCUUGUUUCUGCAGAACAGACCGACAGAGAGACGAGAGGGGAGAAUCAUGGGUGCACUGAGGACAGGUGUGUUUGUGCUGUUUGUGCUCCUGGUGCCUGUUUCCUCUCAAGAGAUUUUCUUCACUGAUCCAGUCGUCUGCUACUUCCUGGACGCGUUCCUGAUUGUUUACUGCCUCAUUGCCACGAUGCUCUUCUUCAGAGAGAAGUUUGUCAACAUGCCGAAAGCGGUUGAUGGAGCGUCUGGAGAUGGAGGCAUUUACCAGGAGCUUGAGAGACCAAAGGAUGCUGAUCCUUACGAGGUGCUUGAACCAUCAAAAGCAAAAAAGAAGCCUGGCAGGAAAAAGAAAUCUGAGUCGACCCGUGAAGCUGAGGAGGGAAAUAAAGAACCCAGUGAGUCUUUGAUCCUCAACGGCUCCGAUCCUACUCCUCCGGCUCCCCGUUGAAGUCCUGCAUGGUCAAGACACAGUAUUGCUGAUUGCCAUUUGUUUUUAGUUAUAAAUAAAAAAAACUUAGGCUUUAUAGUGGCACUUUAAGAAAAGCUUCUAGCACAGCUAGCAAUUGUGGCCUCUGGCUGCUGUAUAUUAUCACGCCGUUAUGCUUUAUCGUGUAACUGAAUGCCAAUAAAAGACAAAGCACAUGUCAAAACACUUGGAAAA